Molecule: messenger RNA, 7304 nt
Organism: Cyprinus carpio (common carp)
Lineage: Eukaryota; Metazoa; Chordata; Actinopteri; Cypriniformes; Cyprinidae
Product: kinesin-like protein KIF26A
Exons: 13
Coding region: 367-5667 (1766 amino acids)
Biological process (GO): microtubule-based movement
Molecular function (GO): microtubule motor activity; ATP binding; microtubule binding
Source: RefSeq, a predicted model, not a curated record
UUGUGUCAUACUGUGUUGCAUAUGAUCGACAAGCUAAUCAACUAUAAAUAAAGCCCAGCUUCUGCUUUGUGAAUGGAGCAUAUUUAUGCACAAGCUCUGAAAAUAUAAUCAGUCUGCUAAUUUAACCAGAAUGCAGCAUGAACAAAACCAGGAUGUUUUCAGCAGCUUUGCUGUAAUAAGAUGUCAUGUUGCUGACUUUUCUUGCAGGACCUGGGCUUUGCAGGCUUCCUUCUUGACGAGCUCCAGACUCUGGAAUGGCCUCCGAGGGGCUGCGGUGCCCAGAGCAGCUGUGAAGUGUGUGGAACUCCCCUUCACCACCUGAGGCACCUGGCACUCCACUCUGCCCUGGGGCUGGUGUUCGACGACAUGCGUGACCUGCAGCCUGUUCUACUUUCUGGCCUGCUGCCACCACAUGUAGCAUCUCACAGUUCCAUCUCACCCCCUGCUUCCUGGGAAUGGCCCACACAGUGUGUUCCAGUUUCUAGCAGUCAAAAACUCACCGGGCAACCAUGUGGUCCGCAGUCUAGGGAGAAAAUGCAGGAAAUGGGUUGGAAUCAAGAUGGAGCAGCAAGAGUGGGUGGCAAACAAACCUGUUUGGCCACAGUCACUCCACUUCCUUUACAUACACAACACUACUUGGAGGGAGUGUGGCAUGUGACAAGCACCUCAGACCAUCUUCACUCAUUGAGUCCUACUGUAGGAAAGGACAGUUCUGCAAUUGUAGCUUCCAGGUCCAGUCAGGCCAGUGCUGUAACCUUGGUUUCUCCAUCAGUGCAUAAACCGACCCACAAUGACCAGCCAGCCAUCCCACCAGCACCCCAAACCAGCUCAGCAGCCUCAUUCUUCCUCAGGGCUGCCCAGAAGCUGAACCUCUCCAAAUGGAAGAAGUGUCAGCCGCUUCCACCUUCCCCACCUGACCCAGAAGAGCCGUUCUUCUACACUGAUGGCUUCAGCGCUGCCUUGCAGCUCUCACCCCCACCUGUACCCCCAUGUUUCCUCAGGGCAGGGUCAAAGGUUAAGGACAGCCCCGGCAUGGGAAAGGUGAAAGUAAUGGUGAGGAUAUGCCCUGCCAAAGGAUCACGAGACAUCUCAGAAUCCAUGUCCUUUCUCAAGGUAGACGGCCAUAAGAAACAGCUGACCUUUUGUGAGCCACCCACCUGUGCACGCUCCACCUCUGCCACCGCCCCAAAGACGUUUACCUUUGAUGCUGUCUUUACCCAGGAUGCUUCACAGGCGGAGGUGUGCUCAGGGACAGUGGCAGAGGUUAUCCAGUCUGUGGUCAAUGGGGCAGAUGGCUGCAUCUUCUGUUUUGGUCAAGCCAACCUCGGCAAAAGCUACACCAUGAUUGGCAGGGACAGCUCUACGCAGAGCUUGGGUGUGGCACCCUGUGCUAUCUCCUGGCUCUUCAAACUCAUCGAGGAAAGGAAAGAGAAGACUGGCACACGAUUCUCCAUACGCGUGUCUGCUGUGGAAAUCUGUGGCAGGGAGGAGGUGCUGAGAGACCUGUUGGCUGACUUUUCCAAAGGGACUUCCCAGGAGAGUCAGAGUGCAGGAAUUUCCCUGAGAGAGGAUCCGGUCUGUGGAUCACAGCUGCAGAACCAGAGCGAGUUGCGGGCGUACUCUGCAGAGAGAGCGGCGUUUUUCCUGGAUGCAGCUCUGGCAGCACGCAGCACCAGCAGAUCUGACUGUAAGGAAGAGGACCGGCAGAAUUCUCACAUGCUCUUCACCCUACACAUUUCCCAGUACCCUAUGGAGAAGAGUACCAAAGCAGGAAUGUCUGGGAGUCAUAGCCGUCUGCAUCUUCUGGACUUGGGCAGUUGUGAGUCUGAUUUGAGUCAAACACGAGAUGGAGGGAGAGGCCAAUGUCUGUCAAUGGCUGCCCUUGGAAAUGUCAUCCUAGCCUUGGCCAAUGGAGCCAAGCAUGUGCCAUACAGAGACAGCAAGCUUACCAUGCUGCUGAGGGAAUCGCUGGGCAACAUCAACUGUAGAACCACCAUGAUCGCCCACAUCUCUGAGUCACUAGCCAAUUAUGCCAAAUCUCUCACCACUGUGCAGCUUGCUUCCCGUAUUCACCACAUGAGAAAGAAGAAAUCCAAGUAUGCAUCAAGUUCCUCUGGAAGGGAGAGCUCCUGUGAAGAGGGACACAUCAGACGGAGACCCUUCUACCCUCGGACUGUGGCUCUUGACCCAGACCACCCUGCAAUGUUAUCCAGUGACCCAGAUUACUCCUCCAGCAGUGAGCUUUCAUGUGAUACAGUGAUCUAUGUGGGGCCUGGUGGGACUCCUAUUUCUGAUCAUGAACUCAGUGACAAUGAAGGCCCACCAGCAUUUGUUCCUAUCAUUCCCUCCCUGAACAAGAAGCAUGUAAAAGAGGGACCUAAGUCUGAUGGGGACCACCUCAAAUGUAACACCUUUGCAGAGUUACAAGAACGGCUUGAAUGUAUUGAUGGCAGUGAGAGCACAUCUGUUUUCACCAAUGAAGGAAAAGGCCAACAGACAGCCUCCAAAAGUAGAGUGGAAAGAGGGUCAGAAGGGGCUUCUGUAUCAACCAGGACUGCCAAGUCCUCUCUUCAGAAGUCUGCACACCUGCAACAUGGGGCCACAUCUGAAAUUAACACAACUUUAAGGCAAGAUUCAGAGCCUGUUGUUAGAGAGAAAGUCUUUAGUAGAGUACCUAUACAAAAACCCAAUGCCUUUUCAUCCUUGCAGAGCCUCUCAAAGGCUUCUGUUUUGAAUACUGAGUCGAGUUUAGCCGCACGGGCACCUCCAGUAGGUAUGAGUCAACAAACCCUAAGGCAGGGAGAACUCAAUGACUCCCCAAUUACUGACAGAUCCCAUCACCUCAGUAGAAGUCCUGUGGAGGUGAGUCACCUACGUGCUGCUCUGAGGAACAGGUGCUUCGACAGGGAUGUUUUAAGGACUACAGUUACACUGCAGCAACCUGUGGAGCUCAAUGGAGAGGAUGAGCUGGUGUUUACAGUGGUCGAAGAGCUACCUGCUGGUCUGGUUCCAGACAAUGGGAGACCAUCCAGCAUCAUUAGCUUUAACACACACUGUUCUUUGCAGGCUCUGGCAUCUCACUCACGGUCUGUUAGCAUUAUCAGCAGCAUCAAUGAUGAGUUUGAUGCAUACACAUGCCAGAUGAGCAGGUCCCAGCUGAACCAAGCUGCUACUUCUAAGUCACAGGAGGAAUUUACAGCUGGAUAUGCAACUGCACAUUCUUCAGUCAACUCCUGGUUUAGCAAGACAAAUAGUUGUACCCCAAGUAGUAAUAAGACUGAAGGGAGCCUCUCAUCAAAGGGAGUGUGCAAGGGACCAGUCAGCAGCUCCAUGAUGGAUUUACCUGGUGGUUUACACACAGAGUCUUUCUCCCAGCAAAGAACAAAUAGUCCAUUGGGUGACAGUGGAAUUUGCUUUUCAGAACAAGACUAUGAUUCUGCAACCAAUGACAAACUGUCCAUAUCUAAGUGCCCUCUAUCUCAUGACAGUACCAAAGCAUCCCUUGGUGGUCCAAAGUUUAUAAGAUCUAAUAGACUCAUGGCCUCACAGUCUGCCCAAAUCUCAUUCAUUUCUACACUCCCUCGAAAAAGCACCCAAAUUGCAUCUUCUAGCAGAAGCUACAGCCAUGAGCUACAACGCCAAGGUAGUAGAAUAGAUGAACAAUGGACCCACUCUAGUAGGGGGCUACACUCAGCUAGGAAUUCUGAGUUUAACUCUGUUAGUAAACCACCAAAAAAUGGCACAAGUGGGAUUCCGUCUAGAAAGACAGGCAGGAAUAGCAACAGUGUACCUCGCCCUCCUAAAAUGCAUAUAUCAACCACAUCUCAAAGGGUUGUGGAUGGCUGUGAGAAGUCGAGCAUUAAGAAAGGGGACCUGAGCAAGAUGCCUCAGCUCAAGAGAGGAGCCACCACUCUCGGCAUGGUAUCAGUGCCCCGUAGUUCAAAUGAGAUAAAAUGGGGUAAUGAUUCCUUGCAAAUGACUGGUAGCCUGAAAUUCUCAUCCUUAGGAAAGAGAGCUAAUGGACAGAAGGGUAGUAUGCUCCCUAGGUCUGGAAGCAUGUCCCCCCCUGCUCCACCUGUCCGAAAGUCAAGUCUCGACCAGAGAACACGGAUUUUGUUGUCUCCAAGUGCCUUAAAGUCUGUAGGUAAUGAUGGAACAAGAUUGUCUUCCUCCAAAGCAUCGGUUUCUGAGGAGGACUUUAAUGGUCGAGUUAGAGGGGAAUCCUUUAGCUUUAAGUCAUCCAGCCUGAAGACAGCUUCUAGUCUCAGAUCUCAUAUAGCUAAAGGAGACAAUGUAAGGCAUUUUGGUAGUCUUAUGUCCCUUGAAAGGUGUGAGAGUUUAACCUCAGUGGCUUCCAAACCAGUACCCUCAAGGGAAAACAGUAAUGUCAGUAUCAGUAGCACUGACAAAUCUGCUAAAAUGGUGUCAAAACUUGGGACUCCCUGUUCAAUAUCUAUUCCAACCGCCACUUCCCCUCCAUCUACUAGUGGAAUUUGUAAGCUUGGACAGAUAAAACCAAGUAUAACUUCUAGAUCCAUUGUUGGGAAUGGCAACAAAGGAAAGGCCUUGUCGAGUACUGGUUCAAAGUCUUUUAGCUCCUCCACCAAGUUCCUUGCUGUGUCAGCUGCUCGGAAUGCUAGUCUACCUCCAACUGGAAAACUCCCAACUUGCUCUGUCAUAAGCUCCAAUGCUAAACAAGGAAGGGGCACUAUUAUGGGCACAAAGCAAGCAAUUCGUGCAGCCAACAGUCGGGUCAGUGAAUUAGCAGUUGGAAGCUCCAAGAAACACCUCAGGGGCUCUGACCAAUCAGAUGGCAACAAUGAUGCCAGAACUUCCAGCGAGACACCACUGGCUGCUCCUUUGCCUUCUCCUUACAGCAAAAUCACGCCCCCUCGCCAUCCUCAGCGCUACAGUAGUGGCCACGGUAGUGACAACAGCAGUGUACUUAGUGGUGAACUGCCCCCUGCCAUGGGGCGCACUGCACUUUUUUAUCACAGUGGAGACAGCAGUGGUUAUGAGAGCAUGAUCAGGGACAGUGAAACUACAGGCAGUGCAUCUUCUGCCCAUGAUUCCAUGAGUGAGAGUGGAGUGUCCAGGUCUAGUCGAACAAAGGCCUCAAAAUCUCCCAAAAAGAGAUCCAAUGGCCUGCAGCGACGCCGUCUGAUUCCUGCUCCUCUGCCAGACACCUCUUCUCUGGGCAGGAAGGUUGGUGCAGCAGGCCAGUGGGUCGAUCUACCUCCACUGGGGGGUACUAUGAAGGAGCCCUUUGAGAUCAAAGUGUACGAGAUUGAUGAUGUGGAACGCCUUCAGAGACGCAAAGAAGGGUUGACAGAGGGUUUGCAGUACUUCAACGCCCGCCUUAGGAUGUUGGAGAAGAGGCAGCAGCAGAUCAGGGAGAUAAGAGCCAAGCAUGAGAAGCUGAAAAAAGAGUUGGAGGAUGCCAAGACUCGUCUCAUGCUAGACCCCAGUAAAUGGAUAGGAGAAUUUGAUGUGGACCCAGAUCUGGACCAGGAGUCACAGGACUACCUGGAGGCUCUGGCUCAGGCCACAGGAGACCUGGAGUUUUGUGUCAACCUAUGCAAGUCUCGUGUGAUGAUGGAGACCUGCUUUGAUAUCGCAGUGCCCGCGAUCCCAGGACAGAGUGGACAACAGGAGAUGGAGGUCUAAGAGAGAACAAAACAGGACGUUGUUUGCAAGCUAGCCGUGAGUUACGACAAGACCCCUUUUUUUCUGGGAUUGAGAAUGUCCUUCUUGGAGCAACACAUCAAGUGCAGGUAUUAAAUAAGUAUGGUUAGAAACUCUCUGAAAUGCUGAGAAACAAAGAUACCGAAUUAAAGUAGAGCAAGACCGUGUCCUGCGAUCUUCAUUAAACUUUACCAGGAAGUGCCUUAAACCCCAAAAGUCCCAAGAACUAUCUUUAUUUUAUGAUUGGUGCUAAUAUUGAGACCAACUUUCCCAAGUACACUUUGAAAAACUAAGUAUUUUGCAUUGCAAUGCAGUAUAUAGUCUAUUUAUAAGAGCUAAAGUGAGUAAAAAUAUAGUCUUUAAGUAUUAAACACAAAAACUUGCUUGGCCCUGACAGAUGUGAUGUCACUCGAUUGGAUAAAUAUGCUGAAGCAGUGGCACUAUCGUCUGUCUUCAUUUAGUUACAGUCGCUCUGCAUAAAGGCCCUGGUAUACUUCACUUUCUGUGUUCCAUUCCAUCUCAUGCACAGCCGCGUCCGCUCAGCUUUCAUACGCAAAUGUGGAUGGACGAGCUCAACACAUGCACAGUACCAUCUACUUGACUCGUUCUGUCUAAACCUUCAACCUCACCUCUGCACUGUUGCACACGGACCGUCCAUGCGGUCACAAAAAUUGGGCUGCACGCAGACACUUCUGGUGAUGAAAAUUGUGUCACAAGGGCAGUGUGUGGACCGUCGCGGAACGCGGACAGCCGAAGUAUACUUUGGGGUUAAUGAUUGACUCUCUGACGACAUGUCAUUUCCCCGAUCCAGAGCUACUACUUUAACUGAUUGGUGCAGCUGGUGGCAAAUCAGAAAUUAGAGCAUGUCUCAAACCCUUCUCAGGACAUCAAACCGAAGUGAGUUUGUACUUACAAAUUUCAGUGUGUGCGGUAUGCGUCAUACUGUAAUGUAUGCAUGUGUCUGUUUUUCUCUGAUCAUGCAACAUCCAGUGUUAGCUGGUAUCUUUUAACGUAGUAAACAAAUCCACUGUACCUACCUGAACUUCAAAAGAUUAUGCCUUUCUUUGCUGAAAAAGUUCAGAUUUACAAAAGGCUAUCCUCUGUUGACAAAUUCACAGCACAGGACCUUAUCACUGUGUCUAGUGAUUUAUCUUCAGCCUCUGAUGUUUGAUGAUUUUUGUUAAUCCUUAAAGUGUCUCUGGAGAGAAGCGUGACUGUUGUUUCUCAUAAAGAAACAAACAGAAGAGAUUAUUUGGAUUUGCAAAGGUUUGAAGUAGAAUAUGUGGCUAUUUUCUUAAAAUUCUUUCUUUGUUUUUGUUGUUAAAUAAUUAUUUAAAAGAGAAGAGAGAAAAAAAAGACUCAGGCCUUUUUUUCCUCCAAGUUGCUGCAUGACAUUUUUUGUGUUCUUCAUAAAAUAUAUUUAUUUUUUUCCUUUUUGUUUUGUAUCUUAGUCGGCGAUUUCUACUAAUAAUUUAAGUUUAACAGAUUUGCCAAGCAUUUAGACUUUUUCAAUGUCUAUGACAUUUUACCAGUGUUCAUGCUUUGUAUUGUACAGUUUUUUAUCCUUUUUAAAAAACAUGUAUAAACUCCUAAGUUUGCAUUACCAUGAAAUGAUGAAU